Molecule: messenger RNA, 6758 nt
Organism: Penaeus vannamei (Pacific white shrimp)
Lineage: Eukaryota; Metazoa; Arthropoda; Malacostraca; Decapoda; Penaeidae
Product: phosphatidylinositol transfer protein vib
Biological process (GO): phospholipid transport
Cellular component (GO): cytoplasm
Molecular function (GO): phosphatidylinositol binding; phosphatidylcholine binding; phosphatidylinositol transfer activity
Source: RefSeq, a predicted model, not a curated record
UGGGUCUCAGUGCCACCACCUGUGCCGGCGGCCUCGCUCUCCUCCGCUCGCCUGUUCAGCCAUUGCAGUGCGGGGCAAGGGACACGACCACCCAAUGUGCCUGUGAAAAACCCACUUUCGUACGCGUUGUCUGGCCCAUAGAAAGAGAGAGAGAGAGAGAGAAAGGAAAGGAGAAAAGAGAGGAGAACGGAAAAAAUGCUCAUCAAGGAAUUCCGGGUUAUCCUGCCAGUCACAGUCGAAGAGUACCAAGUGGCGCAGCUGUACAGUGUUGCGGAGGCCAGCAAAAAUGAGACGGGAGGUGGAGAAGGAAUUGAGGUGCUCAAGAACGAACCCUUCGACAAUUACCCUCUCCUUGGGGGCAAAUACUGCAAGGGCCAAUACACCUAUAAAAUAUACCAUCUCAAAAGCAAAGUACCAGCAUUUAUACGACUGCUCGCACCUGAGGGAUCGUUAGAGGUACAUGAAGAAGCUUGGAAUGCCUACCCAUAUUGCAGGACCGUCAUAUCGAACCCAGGCUAUAUGAAGAAAAACUUUGUCAUUUCCAUUGAGACCCUUCACGUUGCUGACAUGGGGACGACGGAGAACGCCCACGAACUAACUGGAGAUAAGCUGAAGAUGCGAGAGGUUGUGACCAUUGACAUCAGCAACGACCCAGUCAAGCCAGCUGACUACAAGCCCUCUGAAGAUCCCACGAAGUUCAAAUCGGAGAAGACAGGGCGAGGACCUCUGGUAGGACCCCAGUGGUGGAAGAAGUGUGAUCCCGUCAUGACCUGUUACAAGCUGGUGACAUGCGAGUUCAAGUGGUUCGGACUCCAGACUCGCAUUGAGAAGUUUAUUCAGGAUGUUGAACGAAGACUUUUCACCAAUUUCCAUAGGCAAGUUUUCUGCUGGAUGGACAGAUGGCACGGAUUGACCAUGGAAGACAUUCGGCGAUUGGAAGACAAGACAAAGGAAGAACUUGACCAGCAAAGACAGGUUGGCGAGGUGCGAGGAACGAAGGGCGAAUAAAUACACAAGGCACUCCACACUGGCAAUGCAGAAAAAUACAAGCUCCCAGACGAAGAUGGACUACCCACUCAAGUCGAGAGGUCGAUCAUUCAGCACUACAGGAAAUAUUGGGUCUAUUGCAGUCGUUGAUUUCAUUGACCUGCAUCCAGUACAUUCAUAAGUAAUAGGGAGGAGAGCAAAUAAGUCGUAAGGGGAGACAGUGAACGUGUGUCAAGGUUAUGACAUCUGGAAAACCUGCUCUUUACUUUCUGAGUUGGUGAAAUACGAGUACUUUUUUUUCCCAAAUCAAAAAUCCUAGUUGUUUCUUUGUUAUAUCUCUAUGAGGAUAUGGCUUCGUGAUCUGAAACGUGUCCUCCACUUCCAUCAUGAGAAACUUGUUAAUCAUGUUUGCAGAAUUGUUAUAUUGAAUAGAGUUGUCUUGGGAAUAAAGCAUGCAUUCAGUAUUAUCAACUGACAGUUCAGUCUUCACUUUCAAUUAGAAAAAAAAAAUCUUCAACCCCACUUUUAACAUGAUACAAAAAAAUAGAUGAAAAGAGUAAGAAUAUAGAAAGAGGUAGUAAUUAGAAGAUAGGAUAAGACAUGAAAAAAUAUCUAGGGCUGACUAGUAAAAAAAUACAAAAAGACAAGACUCGAGGAGUCAUAAGUUAUUAAUGUAGAGACUCAUACAGACAUGCUGGUGAAUAAAGGAGUGAAGGACUUUUCAUUCUAAAGAUUUUGAAUCUCGGCUUUGUGAAAAUAUUUUGUUAUCAUUUAUAUAGUAUUUAUUGUUUUCUUCUUUUUAUUUCUUACUUCUCUAUUGAAAAUGUAUCCUUUGUUUCCCUGCUGUUAAUAACAAAGUAACUCUUAUUUUACCUGGCGUGGCUUUUGAUCAAAAUAUUAAGGUAAAAGUGAUGGCAAAUAAGCAUGUUUAAAACUUUUGUUGUUGUUGUUAUAGUUACCAUUAAUAUAAUGAUUAUACUGAUGCUAUAUUUUGAUAGUAAUGAUGAUAUCAUUAUUAUAUUUUAUUUUAUUCCAUUAUCAUUUACCAUAUUUGUCAUGGUGAAUGGUACUUAGUUGAUAAAACAACUGUUAUGAGUAACUUAAGUUCUCCAUUGGAUACAUUACUGUCAUUGACUGAAUAUGAUAAAUACUGUUGCAUUUGCAAUAUUUCUUGUAAUGCUGAAUUGUUUCCAAAUAUGAAAUUCCAGUGUACUCCCUUUGUCAAGUGAAAUGAGUUCUGCUACUUGUUCAGAUCUGACAAUAAUGUAUAAAUACUAGUCCCAUUACUUCACAAAAGUUAGAGUAUAUUAUUUAUUUUUUUAGUUCUGAAAGUGAAAAAGAUGUAAAGGGAAAUGAAAUCUCCAUCACUUGUUUUGUGAAGACGUGGUCCUUUUAACAGUUUGUUUAGUAAUUUAUUUAAAUGAAUAUCUGACACUUGUCAUAAAUUAAAACUCCAUAUUUCAAAACUAUCGUUCCAUGUAGAAAUUGAACAGAAAUUUGAAAGUAUAGAGUUACUAGUGGAAUAAUACUGUGUAUGAAUAUUAAUCUGAAUCUCAAUCAUUGCCAGUUCAGUGAAGGAAAACAUACAAAUGGUAAACGAAGAACGGUGAAUUAGGGCCGACUGGUCUGUCUGAGGAAUUAUUGAGCAUAGAUUAAAUUUAGUUGGUGAGUUGUGAUUGUUGUUCUGACUGACAUGUGAUUAGUGUUUGUUUGCGUUGUUGAACAGGUUGGUGGUUGUGUUAGUUGAGAGAUUAACAGUAGUGUAUCCCUGUGCUGUUAAUAUAACGUGAUAACAGGAAAAAAAAAAUGUAGGUUGUAAAUUGAGAAGGGAAGAUCAUUCUCCUUGUAGGAUCCAAGUGAGUGAGACGUGGUUAUUAGCCAGUGGCUUCAUGGAAAACAAAUUCUGGAGGUGACCUAGACAGCCUUGAGUAUGUCCACUCCCUACAUAGAACUGCAUUCAUCUAGAGAAGUUUAGUGAACAUACCAUUUAUUUGAGAAAAUAGACCUCAGGGCAAAGAUGAAAUGAGCUCUGCAGUAACCUUGCCUAGUUUGAGCCAGCAUUCUCUAACUUGACUUUAAGCAUUGAAACAAAUUUCCAUUUAGAACCAGUAAUAAGAAGAUAUACCUUUUUUUGCUGGUAAGUGUCAUUGGUUGGAAGCUUUCAUUUAGGGUAAUUAUAGACUUGAGUACAGUAAAAACAGUGCUGGUUUUAUGAGAAGUCAUGUACUUUUGAAAAUUACGAAUUAAUUGCAAAGAGAAUUUUAAGAUCAGCUAUAGGAAAUUCUGAGAUUAGUUUAUUAACAUCUUGAUCAGAAAACUACUCAUGUCAUAGUUGAAAUAAAAAAAUCUGUGCCCACAUCCCUUCCUAAGCCCCCCACUCCUUCCCUCCCUCCUCCCUCCUUAUCCCCCUGUUUCCCAGAAAUGCACAUGGCUUUCAGAUAAAACUAAAUCACUAGACCUGUAACAUUUCGGCAUUUUGAAUAGAAGUGGAUAAUGUUUAGCACGGAACGAUUCUUUCGUCUUCUUUUUCUCAUCUCAUUUUUCCCGCAGUUCUAAGAAAGUCAAUUAUUUACUGGGAAAUGUAGAUGUAACAUCAUUAGCUACGAGUAAUUACAUUGAAGGUAGAGAGACUCCUUCUAAGUUGCGUAUCUUUUAAGUGAUGGAUCUAGACUAGGUUUCUCUCUCAUUAUUCACAUAUUGCUAAUAUCUAAUGAUGAUGUUUGUGUAACAGUUUGUUAUGUCUGAAAUAGAUGAGACUUACAGAUUGUUAACGGAUGCAAGACUGUUGACAUUACUGUUGUUGGUGGAAUUUGCGUAUUCUCUGCUAUGUUUCUGAGGCUGCUCAUUUUGAAAUAAUAAAAUGACCAAAAUGUUAGCAGGUUAAUGUUAUCAUCUGGGAUCAUAUGUAGUUCAAACUGUGUGCUUUUAGAUUGAGCUAAGAUUUGUGAUAGCCUGUGUUCCCGUUUUGUUUCGGCACUAGAGGCUGACCCUUUCAGGAAUGCCGUUAAGUAUCCUAAUAGAUCUCAUGCCAUCACCCUCUGUGGAACAAAAUGAAUAGUGAUGAUCUAGUAGAUAUAGUAGACUGUUUUUAAAAGAUUUCUCUUAUUUUUAUGAUUGUUAUGAUUAUUUUUUUAUUUUCAUUUCUUGUCUAGAGAUAGAUUUCUAUUUUCCUUUGCUCCAGCUGUUGAACAUAACACGUGUUGCAUAUUAGAGGCACUCACAUGCAUUCCAGGUAUAGUUCUUUGUUGCUUCAGUUCUAACAGCUUGAUAUUCAAGUACCAACUACGCUCAUUUUUUGAGUUCAACGCGUGUAUUAAGUUAGCACAGUUGUAAAUAUGGAAAGCACCAGUGUUAAACAGAACAAGCAGCGGCUUCAUUUAUUCCUCCCUUGAGGGCUAACCCACAAAUGGGGGAAGAGUGCCAAAGAUAUCGUGGGCAACACAGAGAGAAAGAAAAAAAAAAGAAACAUCUUUCUGGCAAAAACUUACGUAGAGAGAACAGAUUGGUAUAUGUAUGUUGAUCAGAUGACAAUUUCAUUAACUGAUAAGAAUGUUGUAUUUAAAACUUCUCUGUUGCUUGCUACGUUGGUUUUUGGCAUCUCUACUUUCCAAGUAUUUUUUUCUUUAUUUUUUGUUUGUUUUGGUAUUAUUUUCUGAAUUUAUUUUUAAUAUUAUUUUUUUUUCUAUUUGUGUAUAGAAUCAUUCCAUUAAACUGUGCAGUUGAUCAUGAAUCUGAUUUACCUGUUAUGUGAAACUGUAGUGAUUACUUAGCUUAUCUGUUGUUGAACACCUGAGAAAAUGUAUGAUAAAUGGAUAUGCUCUGUGUGUUGAACAUUGUUUACUGAAGAAAGCAGUAUAGAAAAGAAAAAAGUUCAGAGUCAGUUGCUUGUUUGACAUAUUUGUGAAACUGGUUAGGUAGAAAUUUGAAAGAGAAGUUUCAUGAAGUAUAGUUAUGCAUUAUUUGUUUACAAGGACUACUAAAAAGACAAUAUACGCAUUUUGUGGUCUUUGAACUAGGGUUAUAAAUUGUAGAGAAAAUGUAUCAUUUACUGUUCUGUGAAAAAGAAAUGGGAGAUUUUAAUAUACUAAAGUAUCAGUCAAAAUAUCUCCAUGGCAUGUGAAAUAUGUAAAAGAAUGGAUAAAACUCCAAACAAGUAACAAAAUAGACUCACGUGAAAGACCCAAUGAAAGAAGAAAAACAGAAGUAGCUACAGUUUGUUACUGAUGAUACAUUUUAAUGCUUUUUUUAUCUCGUAAGUCUCACUUUGUUCCAUUCAUAGUCAUUAUUGUGAUGAAUUUCUUGAUAUUACUGAUAUCUGUUGAGCAUAAUAUAAUGCUGAUGAUUUUGUAUCCACAAUUUCAGUUCAUAUCACAAUCAUCAGUAAUCCUCCAUCCAGAUAUCUCAAGCCGCAUCAUCUAAGGUAACGAGCAGUCCCUCACAUGUAUCUAAAGCAACCAGACCAUGUCCAAUAUUCCAUGGUAGUCGAACCAUUCCUCACAAAUCAGCGGUUAAACUAAGCCAUUCCUCACAAUUUUCAGUGGUUAACUAAGACCAUUCCUCACAGUUCAGCCGUUAACCAUUUUUCAUAUUCUACUAAGACGCACUACCAUUCCUCAUUAUAGGCAGUAGCUUUGCCCUUGAUCUGAACUGUUUUUCCAGUAGUUCAGUGGGCAUAUAAAAAGGGUUUGUGGAGGCAGAUGGAACUACCUCUUAUAAUCUGCAGGAGGUUCAUGGCAAGUGGAUUUCACAAUCAGUAAUCAAAAUUUGUUUCGUCAUGUCUCAGACUGGCUACAUUUGGUCAUUUCAGAGUGUGCACCAAAAUCAUGUGUGAUGGCUUUUUAGCAAUAUUCUAAUAUAUAUUUUUGUUGGAAUUAUGGUAUCUGUUACAGAUAUGGUUGGUUCAGUAAUGGAAUAAUAAAAGAUAUUGUUAUUUGUUCCCAUUGUAUAUAUAUUCUGAGUAUCAAAUAACUUUCAUGCUCCUCAACAUACAUAUUGGAAGAACUAAGUAUUUUGGUCAGGAGAAAUACUCCUGUUUUCUAUCUGACUUACAAAAUUAUUUGAAUUAUGCAAAUUUAGAGGAAGAGAAGUGCUGUCAUUUGUGUAGGUGAGGGGAGAGUGAGUGUGUAUCUUGACAGGAACCAUCACAAUCCCUCAUUUAUAGCCUUCUUUCCCCAAAGUCAUAGAUAGUAAAGAAAUGCCCCAUGAAAACCCAUUUCUGCUCUGUUUACUUAACCCUCAGGUACAUAUAAUUUUUUCUUUGUAAAUAUAUUUUUAGCAUGUUAUCUUAUACUCACAUUUUUUUGUUCUUGUUGCAUCUUGUUUCUCAUGUUUCUUAAAUUUAUCUGUUUAUAUAUUUUGCCUUCAAGCCUUGUCUCACGCUCCCCUUGAAGAUUGGCUCAUGCUGUAUUCAAAUCACUCGCACUUUCAUGGGCCUUUGACCCUCUAGACUUGCCUUGCCGUAAAAAAUGUCAUUGUUUACAUACAUACAUUUCUUUCUCAUAUCAGUCAGUAUUUAUAAUGCACUGCAAUUUUAAUUCAAUCAAAUUUAUACAUCAUUCUAUUUUUUUAUGGGUAUUUGUUAAGUUCAUAAUAUGUUGUUUGAUAUUUUAAUAAUCUGCUGUACCUUGUUCCUGAUUGUUAAUGUUUUUUGCAUCUUUGUGACCAGGCAUUGUGUAUUUGUGAGGAGUGUACAGUAAGUGAACAUUUAAAAUAAUGACUUAGUAAGAGAAGAUAAUGUAAUGCUGUAUUAGUCCAAAUAUAAUAUGUUCAGA